UGACACCAAAUGACACAUUGUAUGCCAAAAUGCCAUGAUCGAAAGGAUAAUAAAUCUAUAAUAUUCGGAAGGAAAAUUACCAUGAAGUUGAAAUGAUCUUAUUCAUACCGUUCAGUUUUUUAUGGAUAAUGACCUCAGCCCAGGUGUACUAUUACCACCCGUACAACGUCUCCAGGGCCACUGUCCCCGGGAUAGCGGCGUACAGAUCCGCCCUGACCCUGGACUGGAUAGCUGCCGAGGAUUCCCGUCAGAGGGAGCUGGUCGCUGCCUUCGAGACCGAGCCCGCACCACCUAUCAGAAUAUUAACAACUGACUGCAUCAUGUACGCGAGACCAGCGUCAGGCAAGAUCGCUAGAUUGAUGCUUGAGUUACUUAAAAAUCUGGAAGGUGAUGAAGGUACAAUUGUAACAGAACUUAUCCAGGCGCUCGUCAGGAGUAAGUUGCUUGUAGAGACAUCGGUGCUAGAGUCGGAGCCGGAUUUGGAGGCGCUGGUGAAGACUCCAGAUGUGAUGAUGGGGGAGCCACACACCACCUUCCCGAGGAUAUUGGCUAUGACGUGGCUAGCAGUAACAGAUCCGUCUACUACCAAGAAGUAUGGAUGGUGUCCGGUAACUAAGAUAAACAAAUAUCUGGCGUCAACGAAGUCGAUGAACGUGGCGAAACACAUGCGCGCCCUGGAGCCUAUAGUGGCGCGAGCGAGAUACAUCAUGGAGGAGUUCAUACAGCACGUGACGCCGCUCAACAUGUACGAGAAGGAGGCUGGCAAGAGGAGGGAAUCAAAGAACAGAAACUACAAAAUGGAAGGUCAAAAAGAGAAUCGAGUAACGUGGCCGUCUGUGUGCGUGGAUACGGAGCUAGAGCCAGACUUGUCAGAAGACCGCUGGGUGUUCAGGAACUCCAAGCGGCAGGAGACGAAUGAAGCCUGCUCCGCCGUGCGACCGACCGCCAGGGACAUUGUGAGACGUGUCUAUGCUAUAAUGCCUUAUUUUGAUAAGGACCAUUCGAACGCAGCGUUCUUGCAUAAGCUGCGAGGCACUGUGUACAGCAUGUCGGAGGGAGCCGAUCUGCUAGACAGAGAGGCCGCAUUCUACGCCGCCGUCCUCUCGCCGGUCGUCUUCCUGCAGCAGUACAGGGACACAUGGUGUUUGUUGGAACGGUUCCACAGAGCGUUGCGUCUGUACCAGAUCUCACAUCCGACAGAGAAAAGGUCAGCGUUGAAACUAUUGCAGAAUCUUAGAGCUGUCAAUCAAAAGAUUCGUUCGUUCGUGUUCGACCUGCCCGGGCCGGCGCUGUUCACCCGCCCUCCCUCGCCGACGGAACCCGACGACGAUGAGUUAUACGACAAGAAGGACAUCAAGUAUCUCAAAGAGUUGAUUAAAAAUCUCGGAUAGCGUUA
Messenger RNA from Manduca sexta (tobacco hornworm), 1396 nucleotides. RefSeq lists its product as uncharacterized. The record is from RefSeq and is a predicted model, not a curated record. Bases 93 to 1391 code for a protein of 432 amino acids. The transcript has 9 exons. Lineage: Eukaryota; Metazoa; Arthropoda; Insecta; Lepidoptera; Sphingidae.